Molecule: messenger RNA, 1299 nt
Organism: Parasteatoda tepidariorum (common house spider)
Lineage: Eukaryota; Metazoa; Arthropoda; Arachnida; Araneae; Theridiidae
Biological process (GO): DNA repair; telomere maintenance
Molecular function (GO): DNA helicase activity
Source: RefSeq, a predicted model, not a curated record
AUGGACAGCGUGUGUACAUCAGAAAAUGUACGUGCAAGAGCAAUGUCACCACCGCCAGCAACAUUAACUGAAUUUUUCACAUUACGUAGAAAUGAUGCCUUUGCAUGGACACUACUGCACUCUGAAGUACCAACUUAUUUUACGUGGAAUACAUCAACAAGAAAAUUUCAGCGUCGUAAACAAGGUAGAGCAGUACAAGGACACCUAAAUUUAUAUUCCACAUAUGUAUUGGGUCGUCUGUACACUGUUCAUCCAAAUAACGCAGAAUGCUUUUACCUAAGAUUAUUAUUAAUCAAUGUUCGUGGAUCAGCAUCUUUCCAAGAAUUAAAAACAGUCAAUGGCCAUGUAUGUGCUACAUUUCGUGAGACUUGCCAGAAUUUAAGUCUCUUAGAAAACGAUGCUCAUUGGGAUAUUUCACUCGCUGAUACUUCUAAUACAGCUCAACCACAGCAGAUACGUACUCUAUUUUCUAUUAUACUAACUACAUGUUUUCCGACUAAUCCAAAGGAUCUCUGGGAAAAAUAUAAAAACUAUAUACGUGAAGACAUUCUACAUCGCAUGAGUAGAAUAAAUGCCAAUCCUAACAUUCAAUUUACAUCAAUUAUAUACAAUGAAGCAUUAAUUUUAAUUGAGAAUGUAUGUUUGACAAUAGCCAACAAAUCACUGACGGAAUUGGGAAUGAUUGCUCCAAAUAGAUCUGGUAAUGACAUUUUCGAUAUUGAUAUACAACGAGAAACGAGCUUCGAUGUUAAUGAAUUACAAACAUUUGUUCGAAUUAAUCUGCCGAAAUUGGUAUUAGAACAACGAGCAGCAUGUGACACAAUUAGAAAUGCAAUAUCUAACAAGAGUUGUGGUUUAUAUUUCUUAGAUGCACCUGGAGGUCCUGGCAAAACUUUUCUUAUUUCAAUUAUUCUGGCAACUAAUAAUAUUGCCCUUGCUAUUGCAUCAUCUGGUAUUGCAGCAACUCUUUUGGACGGCGGUAUAACAGCACAUUCAGCAUUGAAAUUGCCAUUAAAUAUGCAGGUAAUUGAAACUCCAGCGUGUAAUAUUAGCAAAGAUUCUGGGAUGGGAAAAGUACUAAGAUCAUGUCAGCUUAUAAUAUGGGAUGAGUGCACCAUAGCACACAAGAAAUCUUUGGAAGCACUCAAUCGCGCAUUAAAAGAUUUGAGAGGAAAUGAGCAGCUCUUUGGUGGUACACACAUUUUGCUAGCUGAGGAUUUUAGACAAACUCUACCAGUUAUAACACGUUCAAUACCUGCAGAUGAAUUGAAUGCAUGUCUCAAAUCAUCAUUGUUAUAG